AUGUCGCCACGAGAGACCACUACCUCCACGAGACGCCACCCCUCGCUAUCACUUCGCCCACGAGCCCGCACCGCAGUGCAGAUCACCUUUCCCAAAGACUGUACAUUCGGCGAGUGGCAAGAGACCUCCCCGGUGGAGGCAUGCCAGGAUAAUAAUGCUUCGGUGGUCGAGGAGAUGGAGCCCUUUCCGCAUGCCGUGCCCCGGCGCCGUGCGGCUAAGAGCUUCUCGAGCUUGCGCCAUCCGAUGGAUGGAUUAGUUGCGUUGGGACGCCGUCUUUCGGUCACCCUUCGCAACAAAUCUUCGAAGCAUAACCUGCGCGCUGCUGGAGAGGAGGAGGAGACCGAACGCCACUACCAGAUCGCAGGUCAUUCCCACAAGCGCAAUGCUGCGUCUGGUAACUGGGAGGUGCAAGCUCAGCCGUGGACCAACGCCUACAGCGUCAACCGACGUCCCUCCCUGAACAGCGUCUCCGCAUUACACGGUUUCUAUGCGCCCACCUCGGCCAUUCCAAUCCCUAUCCCAGGGCAUGGAUCGGAGCCGCCCAUCUUACCGAAUGAUCGAUUCUCGGGUGCGGCGGCUCGUGCUGCGGCUGCUGCGCAGAACGAACAGAUGGAGAUGGCUAGGCUCCAACUCGCCCGAUCGCUACAGGAGAAGACUUUCGAUACGAUUGUGACGCAGGAUUCAGAGAGUGGAAUCGAAAUCGAUCUACGGGACCACACUGACUCGGACACUGAGCUAGAUAUUAUGCGCAUUGAUCCGGCUUCGUACUUGCCUGCUGAAAUCAUGACACACAUUCUUUCUCACCUGGAUCCUGCUUCCUUGUUGAACUCCGAGCUUGUAUCGCAUCUUUGGAACCAGCAAUCCUCGUCUCCUUACGUUUGGAAGCCUGUGUUCCGCGGUGCCUACCCCCGUCGUCCUGCUAGUACCACAGCAACCAAGAAAAAGCAGUCCUUCGGGUUGGGAAAGAAGAUUCCUAACCAAGACUGGAAGAGAAUGUUUCUUGUCCGGCGAGCUCUCGAGCAUCGCUGGAAAGAAGGCAAAGCGGCAGCCAUUUACUUGCAUGGACACCAAGACAGUGUCUACUGUGCGCAGUUUGAUGAGGAUAAAAUUAUUACUGGGUCUCGGGAUCGCACCAUUCGUGUAUGGGAUGCUCACUAUCCUUGGCCUUGCCUCAAGGUCAUUGGUCCUCCUCCGGGUGAAGUGCCUGGAAUUGGCCAAGUGAACAAUCCAGCCCAACAGGCGACUGGAAAGUCUCCCUUUAUGACCAUUUGUCCCCCGUCCACUCCUUUGGAGAACAUUAUUUCGCCGAUGGAGCAGCCACUUGAUUACCACAGCGCCUCGAUCCUCUGUCUGCGUUUUGAUGAGGAGAUCAUGGUCACUGGGUCUUCUGACUAUACCUGCAUCGUGUGGGAUAUUAAAAAUGAUUACAAGCCGAUCCGUCGUCUUGCUGGACACCGUGCUGGUGUACUGGAUGUCUGUUUCGAUGAUCGUUACAUCGUUUCAUGCUCCAAGGAUAGCACCAUUUGCGUGUGGGACCGUAAGACCGGUGAACUACUGAAGAACCUUGUUGGUCACCGCGGGCCGGUUAAUGCUGUGCAACUGCGGGGUGAUCUCGUGGUGUCGGCCAGCGGUGAUGGCGUGGCUAAGCUGUGGAACGUCAGAUCCGGCCACUGCGUCAAGGAGUUCCCCAGCAAGGACCGCGGUCUAGCCUGUGUUGAGUUUAGCGACGAUGGUCGAACCAUCUUGACUGGUGGAAAUGAUAAGACUAUCUAUCAGUUCAAUGCCAACACAGGCGAGUUGGUCAGUGAACUCAAGGGCCACACUGGCUUGAUCCGCUCGCUACAUCUGGACAGCAUGAACAAGCGUAUCGUCAGCGGAAGUUACGAUAUGAGUGUCAAGGUGUUUGAUGCUGACUCUGGCGAAUUAUCUAUUGAUCUGCCCGGAUGGACUACCAGCUGGAUGCUGAAUGUCCAGUCUGACUACCGCCGAAUUGUGGCCACCAGUCAGGACUCCCGGGCUGUGAUCAUGGAUUUCGGCUACGGCCUCGACGGAAUUGACCUGUUAGAAGAGUGA
Messenger RNA from Penicillium pulvis, 2073 nucleotides. RefSeq names its product F-box/WD repeat-containing protein. Gene Ontology annotation, molecular function: protein binding. The transcript is spliced from 3 exons. The record is from RefSeq and is a predicted model, not a curated record. Lineage: Eukaryota; Fungi; Ascomycota; Eurotiomycetes; Eurotiales; Aspergillaceae. The coding region runs from base 1 to 2073 and encodes 690 amino acids.